AUGGCUCUCUCUCUCUCCGCUAAAUCUCCAACCAAAAACCCUCACAAAUUAUCCAGUAAACCCAAAUUUAAUCGAAAAUUGAUCGAAUUGCUCAAUUCUUUCGUUGCUCAGUUUGUGAUUUCAGGUAUACCAUUAGCCAAGUUAUUCAGUUCUUGUUAUCGGAUACUUUGGUGUUCUUAUUAUCUUGAACGCUUGACGCGAGUGUUUACCCGAAAGAUUCAUGAUCUUAUUGGAAUCCACACUGAUGUACCAGCACCAGAUACGGGGACAAAUUCGCAGACAAUGGCAUGGAUAUUGGAUGAAUACUCGAAAUUUCAUGGUCAUUCACCUGCAGUUGUUACUGGAAAACCUAUUGUAAUGAUACUUGCAGCUCCUGACUAUUUGUUUGUUAGCUGCAAUUGAUCCUAGCUUGACUAAUCUCAGGGCUUUGGGAAUGUGGGUUCGUGGGCAGCACGACUCAUCAGUGAAUUAGGAGGGAAGGUUGUUGCUGUAAGUGAUAUCAGUGGAGCGAUGAAAAACAAGAACGGACUUGACAUUGAUAGCUUACUGAAACACGUCCAAGAAAACCGUGGAGUAAAAGGUUUUCAUGGUUCAGAUGCAAUAGAUUCCGACUCAAUAUUGGUUGAGGAUUGUGAUGUGCUAAUCCCUGCAGCCCUUAGUGGCGUUAUUAACAGGGAGAAUGCAAAUGAAAUCAAGGCCAAAUAUAUCGUGGAAGCAGCAAACCAUCCGACUGAUCCAGAAGCAGACGAGGUUUGUUUAAGCGUGGAUCAAAUAUUGUAUUAUGAUGUUGUAGAUGAGUGGUUGUAA
This is a messenger RNA of Spinacia oleracea (spinach), 807 nucleotides long. RefSeq names its product glutamate dehydrogenase B-like. The transcript is spliced from 6 exons. The record is from RefSeq and is a predicted model, not a curated record. Gene Ontology annotation, molecular function: L-glutamate dehydrogenase (NAD+) activity. Gene Ontology annotation, biological process: L-glutamate catabolic process. Lineage: Eukaryota; Viridiplantae; Streptophyta; Magnoliopsida; Caryophyllales; Amaranthaceae. Gene Ontology annotation, cellular component: mitochondrion.